Sphaerulina musiva SO2202 is the source of this 7487-nucleotide messenger RNA. RefSeq lists its product as uncharacterized. The transcript has a single exon. Gene Ontology annotation, cellular component: fungal-type vacuole membrane; endosome membrane. The coding region runs from base 52 to 7299 and encodes 2415 amino acids. Gene Ontology annotation, biological process: phosphatidylinositol phosphate biosynthetic process. The record is from RefSeq and is a predicted model, not a curated record. NCBI's taxonomy places the organism in Eukaryota, Fungi, Ascomycota, Dothideomycetes, Mycosphaerellales, Mycosphaerellaceae. Gene Ontology annotation, molecular function: metal ion binding; 1-phosphatidylinositol-3-phosphate 5-kinase activity; ATP binding.
GAACAAUCACAUCCAGUCGUCUUCACUCGAGAUGCCCCGACCGCACGCAGUAUGGCCCCCAACGAGUCCCCGUCACACCCACUGGUGCCCUUUCUUGGUGGGCGUAAAUCUCGACGCGGCUCGCUGGCAUCCAUCUCGUCCAAGAAGGGCGCCGACAAGGAGAUCAUCUCCCAGGUACUCGACGAGAUCCACACCGCCGAGUCCAAAACCGACGGCCUAACCUCUUUUCACGACUUCGAUGGCGAAGGCAGGAGCAGCGGCGCCAAGGAGCUGGUCAGUAAUGGCAUCGCGGGCAUGUACAACAGGCUGCGCCAGUCCGUGGCCGGCGGUGCGCAUGGUAGCAAGGAAGACGGUGGCGGUGGUGGCAGCGGUGGCGGCAGCGGCAGCAGCAGCAUCAAGGAAAGCGGCAGAAGAAGGCGGAAGAGCAUCGAGUCUCGAGAGUCGCUCGACACGGGCUCGAUGCAGUCUGGCUCGUCCCCUCUGGUUGCUCGAGCGACGACCCAUAGACUCAGUGUCAGCAAGCCAGUGCCAGACCAGCUAUCUCUCGUCAACCCUACCGUGCCGCCAUCGCCAAACAUGCGCAGCUUCUCGGGUGACGAGUCCCAUCUAGGUAGGGCCAAUACACCACAGCUGCACACUGCAGAUGGACAGCUGAUACCGUCUGUGGGCGCGAAACGCUCGCGUGAGCCAUCCUUCGACCUGACCAAGGCUCCUAUCCAACCGUCGUUGGCCAAGAGCCGAAUAGAUACCGAUUCACUGACCAAGGAAGAUGUUGAGAAGGCAAGAAGCGCCUGGGAGAAUGGCGAUCGGAGCGCCGAAGGUACAGAGGCCUUGGCCCGUGUCCUGUCACAUCACAAAGUGUCACUCACAGACCAGGCAAAAUCGCUUCACCCAGUGCGACCCCGAGGAGACCUGGAAGAGGCCAUCGAGGGCUCCGAAUACGGAGACGAACCGGAGACUGUGUUGCAGACCGGUUCUCGCUCGCUGCCUGCAAAUGCUGCGCGAAAGCCCGAGCUCACAACUGCCGCCUUCGAUCAGCCACCACCGCAAAGGCCACCCAUGCUGCGAGUGGGCGUAUCCCAUCUGCCCGGUUUUGAUCCAUCACGUGCUUCGUCGACUAUGGAUGGCAGUGAAGGCAGCUCAGCGCCGAGUUCCCGAGCUCCAUCGUUCAGAAAAGCAAGCUUAGAUCCGGCUGCGAACCUGAAUACCGCCCUUGGACGCAAAAGGUCAACCAUGAAGUCCGCACCUGGAUCGUCCCAGUCCCAGCCUCAACAUGGGAAGCGCCGAGUCCUCGACAAGAAAUUCUGGAUGCAGGAUGAGGGUGCCAAAGUGUGCUUCUCUUGCGGCCAAAGCUUCUCGACGUUCCGUCGCAAGCAUCAUUGUCGAACGUGUGGUCAGAUCUUUGACGCCAAAUGUACAUCGCUUCAUCCUGGCCGACAAUUCGGACAAGCAAGUGAAGUCCGACUAUGCAAGCCAUGCGAGAGUAUGAUGAUUGGCAGCGAUGACUCAUCGGAGGAAACAGACGAAGAUCGCGACGAUUACGCAAAAACUUCACUUCUGCAAGCUCGUCCUGCAGCUAAGGACGAGAUGAGCGAAAGAUUUGGUGGGCCGGCAAUCAGUAGAAUGGACACUGCGGUCAUGACACCAACCAUAGGGAUCCCAGUGUCUCGACGGAAUCGUGAAGCAAAGCGCCGCUCUGCUGUACUCGAAUUUGAUGAUUCGCGCACAUUGGCUCGUCCUAGCUCAUCACAUUCCUUGUUGUCGCUCAGUCGCAGGCCUCGCUCUUCGAGCCAUCGUCGGCGGCAUUCUAAACACCACCCUAGCAGUCAUCCGGUUCGUUCCAGUGCAGACAUCGAACGAGGGCCCUUCCACCAAGUCAGUAUCGAGGGAGCUGAGAAGCGACAGCUUCCAAAUUUUCACAAGGACAACAUAAUCGAUCCCGAUCUGGCAGACUAUUUGUCAGACGAUGGUUCUGAAGAUGGCCAGCAUCAAAGCAUUAUGGCCGCCCUGGAUGGCCCUGCAGCAUCGCCUGGAGAGCGUGACAAGCUAGCCUUUGCUGCAUUAUUGACUCCUGGCGUCAGGAAAGGCCGCUCAAGAGGCACUGAACGGCGCGUCGCGCCAGGCUCGAGCAUACAGGGUGUCAAGGGUGAGGUUAUACGACCGCGCAGUCGACAUUUUAGUGGUGGAUCCAUAGCUCACGCGCCUCCGUGGGGGAGCCAUAAUAGGAACGCCGUUACCAACGACGCGACACAAUUAGGCCCGGGACCAAGAACACCCUCCGGUCAGACUACCCACGCCAAGGUUACUUACAGUCCUGCUUUGCAGCAGAACCGGCCUACCGAUGACCUUGAGUUGUAUCCUGCGAGCGAGGAGCAUGUGAGGAAUUUACUGGCACAAUUGCUGAGAGAUGCCCGGGUCCCGCACGCGCAUACAUGGCAUCAAGCUCUACUUCCAGUAUUGCUGCAAUGCACCAAUGAUGUGGAGCCAGAUGUACAGGCGGGUGACGACAUGGACAUUAGGCACUACAUCAAGCUGAAGAAGAUACCGGGCGGCAGGCCAAGAGAUACUGGCUAUGUAUCUGGUAUUGUGUUUAGCAAGAAUAUCGCCUUAAAAUCGAUGGCUCGCACACUCACCGAUCCGAAAAUCCUCAUCGUCAACUUCUCGAUUGAGUAUGCUAGACACGAAGCUCACUUCAUGAGCCUCGAGCCAAUCCUUGCACAAGAGACAGAAUAUCUCGCCAACCUUGUCAAGCGCAUUGCUGAGCUGAAACCGAAUGUGUUGCUGGUGCAGAAGCACGUAUCUGGCAAGGCUCUGCUUAUGCUGGAAGAAGCCAACAUCACCGUCGCCUUCAACAUCAAGGAAUCGGUCCUGGCGGCAAUUGCCCGUGUGACUAUGACUAGCCCAGUCAAGUCGGUAGACAGACUGACCAUGCUCAGCCCGGACGAUCUUGGACGGUGCGACAGCUUUGAUGUCAAAACGUACAUGACUGAGGGCGUUCGCAAGACUUACAUCUAUCUUUCUGGCUGCCAGCCCGACCUCGGCUGCACAGUGGUGUUGCGAGGCGCGGACACUAAAGUUCUGCGCAAAGUCAAGCGAAUAGCAGAGUUCAUGUGUUAUGUGGCGUACAACCUGAAGCUCGAGAAUUUCCUGAUGCGGGACGAGUUCGUGUCCAUCCCGCGCUCUGUCGCAGGACAAGUUGUGGCGCGCGAGAAUCGAAGUGAUGGGACUGUGCCUGCCGAAGAACGGCAUUUGCAGCAAGAGAUUGAGGAUGGCAAUGCAGAUCUGCACUUCAAGUAUGAAGAACAGGAGAAGGAAUCGCGCAAGAAAAUCCUGUCGGCAUCCCCAUUUGUCGUAUUCAUGCAGCCAUAUUUACUGACCCAGCUACGAGAUCUGGAACGCAAGCUUGCCACAUACAAGAUGUUGCGCGAUCAAUAUGCUGCUGCGGACGAGGAGGGCGAUGAGCUCACUGACAAAGACGAUGAGCUUGAAGUCGUGGAAAACUUCAGCUUGGUCAGGCCUGAUAUGGUCAACGCACGAGCAUCGAAAGAUCAACCGAAAGCCGUCCGUGAGUACUUGCACGCAGUACAUGAAGCUCAGUUGCAAAAGGCACAGCACACUUUUGACAUCCAGGAACGGCAAUGGGAGACCUUCCAGAAUGGUGAAGUCAACCCCUUCGACCCAUUUUCGCAUCAGAAGAUUGUGGUCUUGUAUUCCACUGUAUCCAGUAUCACCAGUGCGCCAUGCACAGGUCCGGAGCUGCUGGGGCUGGGAUUCUAUGCAUCAUACAACCGGGCAGAUCCUGACUAUGACGAGGACUUGACUCUGGGACAAUAUGUCCAGGAGAUGUGCUUCUCAGCUGGCAAGACCUGCUUGCACUGCAGCAAGAACAUGUCAGACCACAACCGACAGUAUGUGCAUGGGUACGGGCAGCUUACGGUCUCGACAACGCGGCAGCAGACGAAGGUGCAGGGAAUGCGAGACUCAAUCCUCAUGUGGUCCAUUUGUCGCAUUUGCGACCAUGAGACGACAGUCACCCAGAUGAGCUCGCAAACAUGGAAAUACUCUUUCGCCAAAUAUCUCGAGCUGAGCUUCUGGAGUAGUCACCUUCAUCCGCGUGCUGGUCUCUGUAAGCACGACAUUCAUCGGGACUUCUUGCGAUGUUUUGGAUAUCAGGACACGGUUGUCCGUGUUCAGUAUGACCCGAUCAUUAUCUACGACGUGAUAGUGCCCACAGCACAGGUGACGUGGAAGGUGGAAGCAGACUUGACUGUGAAAAAUGAACAGUAUCUGCACUUCGAGGAGCGCAUGGAAGCCUUUACCAAUUCUGUACGCCAACGAUUGGAUACCAUCACUGUGGACAACCUGAAUGAAAAGACCGCAGAAGCUGCUUACGCACUCGUCGAAGAGCUACGAGCCAAACUGGAUUCCGACGAACAGGAGCUCAAAGAGAAACUGCGCCUCAAAUACGCCAAGUCCCGGUACUAUGAGCUCAUUCCGCUGAAUAGGGCCCUGCGGUUUAUGGAUGAGAAAGCCAUCGCUUGGGACGAUGAGUUCGCGAGAUUUGAGGAAAAAUACUUUCCUUCCGAAGCAGACAUCCGCAAGAUCGCAGUCGACCAGAUGAGAAAAAUGUUCCUGGAAUCACAACCUGCACGCAACGUCAUCGGUUCUGAAGUUGAUAGUGACAUCGAAGAUGGGACUGAGACGACGUGUGUCAGGAACAAAACCCGCAAUAAAGACGAACUGCUCAAUGAAAAGGCCCAAGAUGUGCUUUCUAGCGCUAUGGAGGAGCACAAAGCUGCUGCUGACGACAGUGAAUCGCUGCGGCCGGUCAAAAGCCAUGAUCCUGGUCUAUUGCUGGGCGAUGAGCUCACCAGAACGAGCACGCCGAGGAAAGAUCUGGAAGACGCAGUACAACGCGACGACGUAAAGCAUCUGGAUCUCGCCGUGCCCAGUCAGUCGCCCCCACCUGUCCUUGUUGGCGACACGCUGGAUGAACUGUCUCCGAGAAAGAGUCCAGCCCCAACUCCCGAAGAAGGCCAACCGCAAGAAGAAGCUUUUGCCAUCCAGCCCAAGCCAUUGAGUUCCGGGCUUUUGGAGAGAAUUGAGCAGAUUAGGAACAACAAAGGAAUCAGCGGCUUGGAAGAAGUGCCCGAGACCAAGAUACCUAGGCUGGCUGAUCUGCAGCACAAGAACCGAGAUCCUAGUCCUAGUCCUACGCCCCACGCUGGGCCGGUGCCUCCGCCACUUCUUAGAGCGAAGUCGCAACCUGGACAUCCAGGGCAUGCGCAACGGCCAGGUGUUGGUGAAGCGAACAAUAGCCACAGUAUUGACUCUGUGGCCACUGGUCUGGAACGGCCCGGUGGCAGAGGUUUACAUGGAAUCGACAAACGUAUCGGUGAAAGACUUGUUGCUGCGCGACUUCCAAGCAAGGCUGGAAAGGCCACACCCUCCCUUAUUCCGCGCUCCAUACCUAUCAAACAAGAAGAUAAUCUGCCGACCACAGUUUCGGCUCUAGCGAAGCACUUCGAACAAAUGUCUCGCGAGUUUGAGAAGGAACGCUUGAAGGAGCGACGGCAGAGGGCGAUGAGAAGCCGCCAGGCGAGGGCGAACCCCCUCGCCAGCAGUAGACCUGUCGUCGAGGUUUAUCAGAGCGCCGUUGAUGCUGUUGGCGAGAAGGGACCCACCCAACAAGACGUGAAACAGGAGCUGGAUCGCGGAGAGGCUGCGCGUCGCGACAUGGAUGAGGUCGUUGCGGACAAACAGCCCGUAGGAACUACUCAUACUGAGAUCGAAAGGCAUGCUGUGGAUAGCGGGAACAGAAUCGACAAACCUGGCGCACAGUCCGCAUUGGCUUCCGACAGUGCUAUCGACGCUGACGAUGAAACAAGCGAUGGCGAGAACACGUAUCAGCAAUCAAGAGAUGCUUCUGACCCUUCCUCGUCCAUCUUAUCGCCAUCGCCCUCGGGACCUGAUCUACAUGACAUUGGAGCGGAUAUACAGAUUGGUGAGCAAAGAAAGAACCAGUGGUUCAAAUAUUUGGCGGAAUUCUGGUCGAAACGGUCUGCUUCUGGUUGGGCCAAUCUGGAAUAUCCUCUUCAUGCGACUGAGCACGUCUUCGAAGACUCUGAUAUCAUCGUACGCGAAGAUGAACCUUCUUCUGUCAUUGCGCUGUCUUUAGCUUGUGCCGAUUACAGAGCAAAGGAGAAAGGAUUCCGGAGUGCGCCUAGCCGUCAACCACUCGCAAAGCAUGGACAUACGCAUGCGCAUUCGGCGAGCACGGCGAGCACAGGAAAUCUGUCGAAAGAGGAAGGGCAGAGGGCGGAUAUCGAAGCAAGUCUGCUGGGCGAUACGGCCACGCACAUGAAGUAUUCGUUCGCGCAUGGGCAGGUCAAGGCCAGCUGCAAGAUCUUCUAUGCUGAAUCAUUCGAUGCAUUGCGACGCAGAUGUGGUGUCGCAGACCGCUUCAUGGAGUCCAUGUCACGCUGUCUGAAGUUCGACUCCAAAGGUGGCAAGACCAAAUCUCUCUUCCUCCGCACUUUGGACGGGCGCUUCAUCAUCAAGAGCUUGCAGGAAGUGGAGCUGAAAGCCUUCACCAAAUUUGCGCCAGACUACUUCAACUUCAUGAGCUACACUUUGUUUCAUGGAGUCCCCAGUGUGAUUGCCAAGAUGUUUGGUCUAUUCCAGGUCAAUAUUCGCAAUCCUGCCACAGGGGUCGACUUCUCGUACUAUUUGCUAGUCAUGGAGAAUCUCUUUUACGAGCGGAGCCCCAACCGCCGUUUUGAUCUGAAAGGCAGCAUGCGCAAUCGCAAAAUUGAGUCUACAGGUCAAGCAGACGAAGUUCUUUUGGAUGAAAACUUGGUCGAAACGAUCUUCGAAUCCCCUUUGUUUGUUCGCGAGCACAGUCGAAAGCUCCUGCAGGCAUCCGUCUUCAACGACACCCUUUGGCUCUGCAAGCAAAACGUGAUGGACUACAGUCUCAUGGCCGGGUUUGACGACACACGCAAGGAGCUCGUGGUUGGCAUCAUUGAUUGUAUACGCACUUAUACAUGGGACAAGAAACUGGAGAGCUGGAUCAAAGAUCGGGGCAAGAACAAGCCGACCAUCACCAGUCCGAAGGACUACAGAAACAGGUUCAGGGUAUCCAUGAUGCAGUAUGUUCUGCAGUCCCCCAACUGUUGGUGGAGCUUCCAAGCCAAUCUGGGCAUGCCUAAGACUUUGAGAGAAGGCGAAGGCCAAGGCGGAGCAGUGGAGGGCGAUGUGACGGAGACGGGUGAUGAUGAGGCUCGAAACAUGGCAUAAGAGCGGCUGCUGCCGUUCCACUUUCACGGGAGUUGAGGAAACCGGCGUUUUUGAGCAGUGAGUGAGUGAGUGAUGCGCGGGAUAUGUACCCAGGGCAGGUAUGAUUGAUGGCUGCAUGAAAGCGAUGCUGUGAAUACCUAAGGCAAUAAGGUAAUAAUGAUUGUAAAUUGGCCCCAAGAACAGUCGUG